This is a messenger RNA of Empidonax traillii (willow flycatcher), 1362 nucleotides long. RefSeq names its product rho guanine nucleotide exchange factor 16-like. Gene Ontology annotation, molecular function: guanyl-nucleotide exchange factor activity. NCBI's taxonomy places the organism in Eukaryota, Metazoa, Chordata, Aves, Passeriformes, Tyrannidae. The record is from RefSeq and is a predicted model, not a curated record. The transcript is spliced from 8 exons. Gene Ontology annotation, biological process: activation of GTPase activity. The annotation marks the transcript as partial.
CCUGGCCCGCCCCGUCCCGUCCCGCCCCGCCGCCGCCGCGCUGGCUCCGAGGGGCGCGGCUCUCUGGUUCCCUGGGCCACCGCCAUGUCUCGGAGCCCCCCUGGCAGCUCUGUGGAUGACAAGACCUUACUCCUGGAGUACCGAUGCCACCCCGUGCGGCCGGAGCCCCCCAGCCUGGCCGCUCCCCCCGGGAAGCACAGCUCCUCCAGGGCACCUGAUGCUGCCCCGCUCUCAGCACUGGGCUCUCCCCCCUCGACCGAGCCCCGCCGCAUCAUCCUCAGCACGGAGAGCCCGGCCGCGCUGAAGGUGGGCACCCAGCAGCUCAUCCCCAAAAGCUUGGCCGUCUCCUCCAAGCCCAAGAACAGCCCCUCCCGGCACCAGAGCUUUGCGGCAUCGGGGGUGAGCCGGGAGCCCCUGAGCCCCGACCCGAAGCGGGCAGUCGUCCCCAUCGUGUCCCUGGAGGCGGAGGAUGAGGAGGAUGGCGGAGGGGCCCUCAAGCGCAACCUGAGGAACAUGUCGUACCGCGCAGCCAUGAAGGGCCUGGGCGCGGAGCCGGAGCCGGCGAAGGCCGUGCCCUCGCUGAAGCCCCUGUCAGAGGAGGGCAGUGCCCUGCCCGACCACAGCCCCGGCAGGAACAAGAGAACCCUUGGGCGGAAGCGGGUGCAGAAGCGCGGCGGCUCGUUCAAGGACCAGCCCCGGCUCUAUCAGGAGAUCCGUGAGAGAGGGCUGAACUCUGUCAGCCAUGAGUCAGACGAGGAUCUGCGGGAGGAAUCCAUCCCAGAGGAGCCAUCCCCGCUGGGUGCUGCUAUCGUGGUGCAGAGCUACCGCCCAGCGCAGGUGACCUGGAGCCAGCUCCCAGAGGUGCUGGAAGCAGGCAUCCUGCAGAGGAUCUGUCCUGAGGAGCGCAAGAGGCAGGAGGCAAUGUUUGAGAUCAUCACUUCCGAGUACUCCUACAUGCACAGCCUGAGCAUCCUGGUGGGCCACUUCAUGCAGUCGGAGGAGCUGAGGGAGACGAUGACGCAGACGGAGCAUCACCACCUCUUCUCCAACAUCAGUGACAUCCUGACCGUCAGCACCAGCUUCUUUGAGGACUUAGAGAAGCGCCACCAGGAAAACCUCCUGAUCCCUGACAUCAGUGACAUAGUGGAAGAACACGCCUCAAACCACUUCAAUCCCUACAUCAGUUACUGCUCCAAUGAAGUCUAUCAGCAGAGGACACUGGAUAAGCUGCUAACCACAAACCCCUUAUUUAAAGAGACCCUGAAACAAAUUGAAAGGAAACCAGAGUGUGGAGGCCUGCCAGUGAUCUCAUUUCUCAUUCUCCCUAUGCAGAGGGUAACACGGCUUCCUCUGCUCUUAGAU